GGGCGAUACUUGAAAGGGGUGGGAAAUAACGAAAGUUGUAACGUCUUACGGGAGUCGUGUCGCUACUUCCAAGGAAAUAACAUCUUAUAGGAUAGGAAAUAAAUUCAGAUAUCGGCGCGGAGUAUCAAUCCCGGAAAGAUGUCCAGGCCAAUUCUGAGUAGGCCGCGUACGCGAGUGUACGGAUGCAACUACGACAAAGGGGAAUCGUAUUACAAGCCGAUGGUCGAUCACUUAGACCGAAAAUACAGCGCCCGGCCGCUGUUCUCCGAGCCGAGAAAUUCGUUGGCCGACGAGAUAGCAGCCCGACGCGGCGACAUCGGCACGCGCGACUUCUCCGGUCCUCGCCAAAGUCCCUUCGGUCGUGACCUUGACCUCGAAACAGAUCCCUCGGUCCGCGCCACAUCUCGUUUACCUCUACCCUUCCUGGCUACCGUCGACAACCCGUUCCCCGCCGAGGAUGAGGAUAUCGUCUACGAUAGCCGUGGCCAGCGUGGUCGUCGAUUCGCUGAAAAUUUCGCCAACGACGUCGCCGCGACGACGCAACACCUGAAAACGAAGAUAGCAACUGCGGUCGGGUUCGACGACGAGAAAGAUGAUUUCGGGGGUUUUGGAGUCUCGCGACACUUACGUCAGGAGCAGGACCGGUUGAAAAUGUUCAGCACCGGCGCGAAGGACGUGAAGUCGCUCAGCGAGGAAGCCGAGACGACGUUCAAACGACGAUCAAAACUGUUCGACGAGAUAGACGCGGCCCCGUCGUCACUCACUAAAUGGACAAAGAUGCUCGGUGAGGAUGAAGCCUCCGCCUCGAGUAGCGCUGCUGCUACGAGAGCCAAACGGACUAAAGCUCGUCUGAACGAUCUCGAGUCGGAGAUGGAAGAACUGGCCGACAGACAGGCGAAAAGGGAGCGCAGGGCAGCUGCCCUCAGAGCGCUGAUCAACGAGAACGCAGCCGCGACCGCUGACAUUGACAACAUUCAAGAACGGUCAGCCAUCGUUAGCAAGAAGGUCACCAUUCGCAGCGAGCAUGCCGACAAACAUGUCACCUUUUAAAUAGGAUCGUUGAGUACUUGAAGAGAGAAACAAGCAUACGAAUAGUAUUAAAGGAGCUUUGUUUUAUUCGAACCGUGCAACUGUUCGCGGCUCAUCGUCCGACCCCUCCUCUUAUAUUCAAAUUCUAAUCCCUAGGCUAAACAUUUUUCUGCAAUUUAUUUCGCACGAUCGAAAUAAACUUAUAGUGAAAAAAGAAGGUUUGGAGACCAAGUCCAGCCAUGAUUUGUAUAAAAACGAAGAGAUAUUCGAAUCUUCGUGUACAUGGAAAAUAUAUAACAAUGUAUGUGACUGAGGAAUAGCGUUCAUACAUACUUACAUACAUACAUACAUACAUACAUACAUACGUGUACGCCGUGCCUACGUAAUUACGUAUAGCUGAGAAUUGUAUCGCUGGUUUUAAUUCACUUCACAUUCAACCUCUUCAGGGACUUAGGCACGUUUAGUUUAAAUUAAAAUUAUUCCAAACGAAAAGACAGAUUAUUCGUAAUAAAAAGGAUAAUUAAAUUGAUUUCCUUUCACUUGAAAUGUUCUCCAUUGAAGAGGUCAGAGAUUGACCUAAAGUUCACGUUUGACACACUUUAUGGCUCAUCCAGCAUCCUGUUCAUCCUUGAUCCUCACGACGAUUGUACGAAACAGAUGAAAAAAGACAAUUAGAUGUUACUUAGGACCGAUGCACGCAAAUUCGUUUCACUAUACAUUAUAUGUGUAUGUAUAUAUAUGUCACAUAUCCAUAUCCAUCUAUCCUGACGCGUAUGUACACCUUUGCAUCACAUAUGUAUAUACAUAUACGUUCACGUACCGCCUUAGCCCGCGCAUCUUGCUUUGUACGACAUAGUCGAUCAUCGAGAAAUGUAUGUGAAAUGAAAAUAAAAGAUAUCUCUUUUA
This is a messenger RNA of Ceratina calcarata, 1935 nucleotides long. RefSeq lists its product as uncharacterized. The transcript is spliced from 3 exons. The record is from RefSeq and is a predicted model, not a curated record. Lineage: Eukaryota; Metazoa; Arthropoda; Insecta; Hymenoptera; Apidae. The coding region runs from base 139 to 1050 and encodes 303 amino acids.